Molecule: messenger RNA, 345 nt
Organism: Oppiella nova
Lineage: Eukaryota; Metazoa; Arthropoda; Arachnida; Sarcoptiformes; Oppiidae
Source: the annotation of a GenBank genome assembly
CCGGCCGAUCGGCUUCAGUCAUCUCCAGGAGGACUCGCCAUUCAUUCGUCUGUCUUAAGCACUGCUAACCCUCCCGGAGCCUCUAAUGCUUCCAAUGCUGCAAAGAAUCCAAUUAUGGCUAAACACCACUUUCCGGGCAAUACUAGUCCUCAAUUCUGUCAGUAUAUUCUUGAAAGGAGUCGAUAUAUCUUUCAACCGCUCAAACGCCAUAAGACUGAAGGCGUUCGCCGACUCUGUUCUCAUCCAACGUUACCCUUAUAUCUGUCGGGAUCUCAAGACGGAUCAGUGACCCUCUGGGAGUGGAAACACCACCAGUCGAUCGCGUGUCCCCGUCCGGGCGGCACG